Messenger RNA from Xyrichtys novacula (pearly razorfish), 12294 nucleotides. The record is from the annotation of a GenBank genome assembly. Lineage: Eukaryota; Metazoa; Chordata; Actinopteri; Labriformes; Labridae.
AUGAAGGUACUGGAGGACCUUUCUGAGGAAGAGGAGGAGGAGGAAGAGGAGGAGGAAGAGGCUGACUUUACUCCUUCUCAAAAAGAAAAAAUCACACAUUACAGUGUGUCAAAAAUCAAAAAGUUUUUAGCUGACACUAAAGGCCAACGGGCUGUCAAAGUGGAAAAUUUUUUCCCAGAUUUAAAGGGUUUUAUAAACUCUGUGAAUCGUUUUAAAAGAGAGAACGCGUUCACUGAGCAGGAAGACUCAGUAAGCUCAAGAAAAGGGUCAAAGAAACACUCAGAGUGACAAGUAACUGAUUUUUAUGAUGUCGUGUUUUUUAUCCCCUGUUUUUAUUUGUUCGGUUCUUCUCUCAGUUUUUAUGAACAUUCGUAUUGGGACUCUAAACAUAAAUGGAGCUCGCUCAGACUAUAAGAGAGCAUCUCUGUUCCAGCUGUGCCAGCUGAAAAAGCUGGACGUACUCUUUGUGCAGGAGACCCACAGUGACCAGAGGAAUGAGGGGGACUGGAGAAGGGAGUGGCCAGGCCAGGUCUAUCUGAGUCACAAACUGUCCAACAGUGCUGGGGUGGGGAUCCUGUUCUCCAGGUUUUUUAACCCUCAGACUGUGCAGGUGCACCAGGUGAUGGAUGGACACAUUUUAAUGGCUAAGGCUCAGUAUGAGGAUUUUAAAUUUGUUUUUGUGUGUAUUUAUGCUCCAGUGCUGGGCAGAGACAGAAUGCUGUUUUUAAAUACUCUGUGUGAUGUGGUGGGGGGUGUGGAGGAGGGUUUUUUAUUCCUGGGGGGUGAUUUUAACUGCACUGCUGAUGCAGUGAUGGACAGGAAUCACCUGGAGCCUCAUCCUGCCUCAUCCACUCGGCUAAAAAGACUGAUAGAAACUCAUGACCUGAAGGACGUGUGAAGAGGCUUGAAUGGCUCCACCAGGCAGUACACCUGGUCCCACUGCAAAGACAACAGCUUGUCUCUUGCCAGACUGGACAGAUUUUAUUGUUUUAAGCACCAUUUCAGCAUUUUUAGGAAAUGUCUUAUUGUCCCUGUGGGUGUGUCUGAUCACUUUUUAGUCCAGUGUGACUUUUUUAUUCAGAAUGUGAAGACAUCCAGCGCCUACUGGCAUUUUAACACGGCUCUUUUAGAAGACUGUGCUUUUAAAGAUGCUUUUAGGUUUUUAUGGGCUUCACACAGGGACAGGAGGGCAGAGUUUUUAUCAGUGCAGAGAUGGUGGGACUAUGGGAAGGUUUUAAUUCAACAGUUCUGUCAGCAGUAUACUCGCAACGUCACCAAGUACAUCACCAGAUCCCUCCAGGUCCUGGAGACUGAGGUACAGAACCUGUUGGACUGUACAGGAGAAGGGAGGCAUGUUGAGGCCCUCCAAAAGAAGAAGGCUGCCAUAGCCAACCUGCUGGGCACUACAGCACAGGGGGCGCUGGUGCGCUCCCGCUACAUGAACGCCUCCAUGAUGGACGCCCCAUCGAAGUUCUUCUUCAGCCUGGAGUCAAAAAACGGACAGAGGAAGGUGAUCCACAGCCUGCGCGCCACUGACGGAUCAACCAUCACUGGGGCCUCAGAGAUCCGCAGGCAUGCCACAUGUUUUUAUAGAGACCUUUUUAAAAGUGAACUGGUGGAGGAUCCACAGCUGGAGGCAGACUUUCUGUCUGACCUCCCUCAGGUGGGACAAUCGGGGAACUCUCUCCUGACAGCGGACCUGACGCUGGAGGAACUGCAUGUGGCCCUCAUGAGCUUGGCCAACGGAAAGGCCCCAGGCAUCGAUGGGAUCCCAGUGGAUUUUUAUAAGACUUUCUGGCCCGUGGUGAGCGAGGACUUAUUGGAAGUAUUUCAGGAGAGUUUGAGAACAGGACUGUUACCGCAGAGCUGCAGGAGGGCCGUCAUAACCCUGCUCCCCAAGAAGGGAGACCUCCAAGAACUGAAGAACUGGAGACCGGUCUCACUGCUCUGCGGGGACUAUAAGGUCCUCUCCAAAGCCCUGGCUCUACGGCUGCGAGAGGUGAUGGCGGAGGUGGUUCAUGUAGACCAGACCUACUGUGUGCCCGGCAGACUGAUCAGUGAUAACAUCACUCUGAUUCGGCAUGUUUUGGAUGUCUCUAGCUCUUUAGGCGUUGACACUGGUCUGAUUUCCAUAGACCAGGAAAAGGCUUUUGAUCGGGUUGAACACCAAUACCUGUGGAAGACGCUCGCCGCCUUCGGGUUCAGCCCAGAUUUUAUAGCCAGGGUUCGGGUUAUGUACCGUGACGUUGCGAGCAUACUCAAGAUUAAUGGUGGUCUGGCUGCUCCCUUCGGCGUUCAAAGAGGGGUUCGACAGGGUUGCUCCUUAUCAGGGAUGCUCUAUUCCUUAGCGAUUGAGCCCCUGCUAGAAAAAAUGAGGAGGACUCUGACAGGAGUGCUGUUCCCAGGAUGUCCUUCAGCGAUAAAACUAGCAGCAUACGCUGACGACAUCAUGGUGGUUUUAAAUACACAGAAGGACAUUCAGGUUUUAGAGGACAAAGUAAAUCUUUUUAACAAACUGUCUUCAGCCAGGGUCAACUGGGCCAAGAGUGUGGCCUUCACCACAAACAGGGACUCCUUGGGGGGGCUGGUUCUUCCUGGGGGGCUCCAGUGGACAGUGGGGGGGCUUAAAUAUCUUGGGGUGUUUUUAGGGGAUGAACAGUUUUUAAAGAGAAACUGGGAGGGGGUCCUGGAGGCGGUUGAGGGCCGACUGAAGAGGUGGAGGUGGUUGCGGCCGUCCAUGUCGUACAGGGGGAGGACCCUGAUCACUAACAACCUGGUGUCGUCCUUCCUGUGGCACAGGUUGGCUGUUGUCGACCCUCCCCCUAACCUGCUCUCCAGGGUCCAGACUGUUUUAAUUGACUUUUUCUGGGACAAGCUCCACUGGCUCCCACAGGCGGUGCUGUUCCUCCCUGUGGAAGAGGGAGGUCAGGGGCUGGUGCACCUGGCCAGCAGGGGGGCAGCUUUCAGACUGCAGUUUAUCCAGCGGCUGCUGUACGGGCCCCAGGACCUGGUGUGGAGGCCCCUGGCUCGGCUGAUUCUGCGGAGCGUGGGCGGCCUCGGCCUACAGGAGACUGUGUUUUUAUUGGAUUUUAAGACUGUGAGUUUUUUAUCCCUGCCAGAGUUUUACCGAGGCCUGUUCAGCGUGUGGAAGCUGCUGUGGAGGCAGAGGGUCCAGCACCAAACCUGCUGCUGGCUGCUGAGGGAGCCGCUGGGCCGUGGAGGCCUGCUGAGCAACCCCCCCUGGGCAGGAGCAGCGGUGGCCGAGGACUUGAGGACGGCGGGGAUCACCACGCUGGGGACCCUGCUGGACAUCACCGGACCCGACCUGCAGGAGACGGAGGAGCUGGCGAGGCGCUUGGGCUGGAGAUCGAGGAGGAACGUGAGCCGACUGCUGAGCCACUGGAGAACCUGCCUGACGGGACGAGACCAACAACUGCUGGGAGAACAACGCCAGGAACCAACUGGCCCCUGUCCCAACCAACCGUUCCCCCCCCUCAUCAUCCGUCCGGGACCAGACCUGCAGCAGGAGGUGAGCCUGGAGAAGGCCGAGGGAAAGGUUCUCUCGGCUCUGAUGGUGAAGACCUUAAACAGAGAGAGACUGCAGCAACACAUCCGGUCCCCCUGGAGGGCUCGGCUGGUCCUGGGGGACAAGGUCCAGGCAUGGGUGGAGGAGCCUGUACAAGCCUCCACUCUCCAAGAGGGUGGCUGACCUCCAGUGGAGUCUAAUUUAUGGGAUUUUAGCUGUAAACUCUUUUAUUUCCAUCAUGAAUUCAGCGGUCCAGAACAACUGUCCGUUCUGUGGAGCAGUGGAGACCAUCGUCCACUGCUUCACUGAGUGUCCUCGCCUCGCUCCUCUGUUUGAACUGAUGGAAUGUGUGUUCAGGAGAGCAGACGAGGUGUUUUCUUUUAAGACAUUCAUUCUUGGUUUUAAAUACAAAAGAGCUCAAAAAGAAAAAUGCCAAAUGUUGAACUUUGUGCUGGGACAAUCAAAAUUGGCGAUCUACAUGAGCAGGAAGUUGAAAGUGGAGGACGGUGUGGACUGUGACCCGGUGCUGCUGCUGAGCAGAACCAUCAAAGCGAGGAUUCUGAUUGACUUCAAGUACUAUAGAGAAAUGCAGAACAUGCUGCGGUUUUAUCAAACAUGGACCCAUGGUGGAGUACUGUGCUCAGUUAAAGAUGGUGGACUGGAGUUUUCAGAUCAGCUGGUCUGAUCUGUUUUUAUUUAUUGUUUUUAUUUAAAAUAUGGGUAUAUAUAUAUAUAUAUGAUGCUGAUUUAAUGUUGAAAAAAUGACUUGAAUAAAGUUGUUUUGAAAAAUCAAAAUCUCUCUCUCUCUCUCUCUCUCUCUCUCUCUCUCACUAUGUCUUACACACACACACACACACACACACACACUCAAAUACACAAUAAUACUAGCUUAUUGACUGGACUUAUAAUCACUGACUGACUGAGUGACACACACACACGUAUACACACUCUCUCUGUCUCACACACACACAUACACACACAGACACACACACAAGCUUACUGGCUAAAUAUCUUUUGAUUGGACCAUUACACACUGACUUACUGAGUAACCUGGAUAUAUAUAUAUAUAUUUUUUUUAUUUUUUUAUUUUUUUUUUUUUUUUUCAUAUUAACAACAGAAAAUACAUUGUCACAAUAUCUGGUGUCCAUACUGGCUGUUUUCACCUGUUUCAAUAUGUAAUCAUUGUUUAUCAUAUUUAUACUUCAAACUGUUAUUGUAAUGCUGUAAAGUAUUGCUAAAUUUACCUUCCUUCCUUUCCAGAAUGGAUCUGUCAAUUCUGAAGCAGAAAUCCACAACCCCUUAUGACCGCCUUCUAUCAUUACAUCUAGCGGUCAUAAAAAUAAAGGAGGAAAAGAGGGUCCUGAGGUGGAGCUUUGAGGAGGCUACACCCAGGCCAUCUUUGGAAAAAAACAACAGAGUGGUGGUCUUUUCGGAUGGCAACUCACUGGCCAAGGUCACAGUCUUUGAGGCAGUGGCCACCAUUUUGGAGGAGGGCACCGCCUACAUAAUUAAAGGUUACUCCCUCAGAGGGAGUAACCCUCCAUACAUGAUAAACAUCAGCAAGGAGUCCAAAUUCUUUAAAUCUGCACCCAUCAGGGUGUCUGAAGAGCUUAGGGCCAGGGCUGAUAGGCUCCUCAGCCCUAUCAGCACACCUACGGACCUGAGGGAUGUGAAGAAAUGCUCUUCAUUAAUGAUGGUGCAGGGCAAAGUGACCGAGGUAAACUUGUCCAUCUGUCUGUCUGUCCGUCUGUCUGUUAUCUGUCUGUCCAUCCAUCCGUCUGUCUGUCUGUCUGUCUGUCACAAACAUACUAAAACUAACUCACUGACUAUAAUCUUCCUAGACUGAUAUACACAUACUGAUUGAUUGACUGACUGACCAACACACACACUCACUCUCUCUCUCAGACACAAACAAACAAACCCACACACACUAGUUCACUGGACUGAUACUUACUGAUCUGACUCAAUCACACACACACACACACACAGAACCAUACCUGAUGACUAUUAUCUACUGGAUUGAUAAGGACUGAUUGACUGUUUGACACACACACAAACGCAAGUCUACUGGCUGACUAUUAUCUUGCUGAAAUGAUGAAGACUUACAGACUUAACACACAUAGAAUAACUAGUGUACUGGCUGACUAUUAUCUUACUGGAUUGCUAGAGUGAUUGACACAUUAACACUAGUUUACUGACUGACUAUAAUCUCACUGGACUGAAAGACAGACCAACUGACACACAAACAGGAGUUAACUGACUGACUGACUGACUGACUGACUGACACACACAAACACUAGUUUACUGACUGACAUUUAUCUGACUGAAUUGGUUACAUACACACCUAGCACACACACACACAUGCACACCUAGCCCACACACACUCAUGAUACUCAUAUCCACUCAUAAUUACUUAUAUCCUAACCCUGUAAACUGAAUUAAUUUUGUUUCACCAUUACAUGAGCUGUUGUUGUUGUUGCUGUUGUUUCUGCUGUCCCCUGUCUCUCUCACUCUCUCUCUCUCUCUCUCUCUCUCUCUCUCUCUCUCUCUCUCUGAGUGAGAUGGCGUGUGAGUGCUGAGAGCUGAGAGCGAAUCGAACUUCGAUUCAAUUUUGUGAGUUUCUCAGACUUUAUUUCUCUUUUCUGUUGGUGUGAGUGUGUUUAUGAGUUGUUUGUCUAUUAUUUAGUGUUAAGAGGGUUGUGGUUUGUUGAGUGUGUGAGUGCUUUGGUUUGGUGGGCGGCGUGCUAACAGCACAAUGCCGGUAGCAGAGGCUGCAGCCGCGGAGUUUGAAAAGCUAACUCGCCGGCACGCGAUAAAGCUGAACCCCGCGGUGCAGUGCUCGGUGGAGGAAGCCAGCCUGGCUGUAGGAGAGGUGGUCGGGUAUGACUCGGUGAAGUCUGCCUCAAGGAUGAACGGGGCGAUUGUUAUUUUUUUAAGCAGUACGGUGCUGGUUAACGAGGUGGUGGAGAAAGGAGUAGUGAUUCAUGACACCUUCACUCCGGUCUCCCCCCUCGUUAGCCCGGCCACAAAAGUUACGAUUUCUAAUGCUCCCCCGUUUAUAAAAAACGAAACCCUGGCGAAAGAACUGUCCAGGUACGGACAAGUGGUGUCACCCAUCAAAAUGGUCUCUCUGGGCUGUAAAUCCCCUAAACUGAAACAUGUAGUGUGUCACAGGAGACAGGUUUACAUGAUCCUGAAAGACAAAACUAAUGAUUUAAACCUGUCGUUUUCCUUUAAAAUAGAAGGAUUUGUUUAUAUUGUGUUUGCUUCAUCAGAGACCAUGAAAUGUUUUAGUUGUGGUGCAGAAGGGCACUUGAUUCGCUCCUGUCCGGAGAAGGAGGGAGCACAGCGGCCGGCUGCCGCUGCUGCUGGGGGUGCUCCGCCCGCUGCUGCGGCCGCCGGGGCCGCUGCCGUCAGGGGUGCUUCGCCCGCUGCUGCGGCCGCGGGGGCCGCUGCCGCCGGGGGGGGUCUGCCCGCUGCUGCGGCCGAUGGGGCCGCUGCCGCCGGGGGGGAUCCGCCCGCUGCUGCGGCCGAUGGGGCUGCUGCCGUCGGGGGGGGUCCGCGCGCCACUGGGGAAGAGUUGAGUGUUGCUGCUGUGACCGGGGUCACAGCAGCAGAAACGGUCAGUCCGGCCCAGGAGGGGCCCUCCACAGUCUCGGUGCCUCCGGUUGCUGAGGGCUGCUCGGAGCGAGAAGAGCUCAUGUACUCAGACUCAGCAGACGGGGGCAUGAGCAAAGUGCUUAACGAUGAUUUUAUGGAGGAGGACAUGUCUGAUGAUGAACAUCUUAAAGUGUCUCAAAAAAGGAAAAACAUUGUGACUGUUAAAAAGAACAAAAAAACGCGAAAACCGAUCAUGAGGAAGACCCCAGAGUCACAAGACUCUUUUACACAAGACUCUCAGUCGCCGUACUCCCCGGCUCAGAUCAAAACCUUCCUGGCACAGAUUAAAGGCUCCAGGCAGCCCAAUAUAAAAGAGUAUUACCCAGACCUGCGCUCUUUUAUGAAGUCAGCCAGACCCCUCACCAGGAAGAGCCAUGGGGAGGAGGUUUUAACAGAACAAGAGGUCUUCAGACUCAAAAAGGUUUUAGGGAGGGUAAAAGAGCAAUUCAUCAGUGAUGAAGAUGAGUUUUAGAUGCUUUUACCCUUUACUGACUGUUCUCCUGAGUGUUUUUUAUUUUUUAUCCAUGUGUGAUUUUAACAUCAGCACCCUGAACCUAAACGGGGCCAGGGCUGAUUUUAAACGCGCCGCUCUUUUUAAAUUAAUGGAGACUAAAAAAAUAGAUAUCAUUUUUGUCCAAGAAACCCACAGCAGCUUAGAUAAUGAGAGUGACUGGAAGAGGGCUUUUAACGGGGAGGUAGUUUUAAGGCAUAAGUCCAGUCUGAGCGGAGGGGUGGGGAUUUUAUUUGCACAGAGUUUUUUACCCUUUUCUUUUACCGUCCAUGAGAUCAUCCCAGGUGUUUUAUUGAAGGUGAAAGCUGUCUUUGAGAACGUAAAAUGUGUGUUUUUAAAUGUCUACGCUCCUACCAAUGCUGUGGAGCGAAUAGCAUUUUUAAACAUUUUAAAGGACUGUGUUAGGGACUGUGAGAACGAUGGUUUUAUGUUUUUAGGGGGAGAUUUUAACUGCACAGUUGAUCCAUCCCUGGACAGGAACCAUCCUGAACCACACCCACCCUCAUCACACACACUCCGGCGGCUGACAGAGAGUCAGGAGCUGAGUGAUGUGUGGAGGGUUUUUAACAGUCAGCACAGACAGUUCACCUGGAGUCACAGUAGGGAGGGGGUUUUAACUCUAGCCAGACUGGACCGUUUUUACUGUUUUAAACACCAUUUAAACAUUUUUAAAAGGUGUUUUAUGCUGCCAGUUGGUUUUACGGAUCAUUUUUUAGUCUCCUGUCGUGUUUUUAUUAAAAACAUUCGUUUAAAGAGCGCCUAUUGGCAUUUUAACACAGGCCUUUUAUCUGACCAGGCUUUUAGAACUGCUUUUAGGGUUUUUUGGGAAUCCCACAUAGAGAGCAGGCCUGCCUUCACUAACAUACAACAGUGGUGGGAUUUUGGGAAAGCCCAGAUAAAACAGCUCAGCCAGCAGUUCACUCGCGGUGUCACUACAGACUUAGCUCGGUCCAUGAAAGACCUGGAGUCGCAGGUGGUAGAGCUGCAGACUACUGCAGACUCUACAGCAAAUCGAGGGCUUUUAGACUCCCUCAAGUCCAAAAAGUCGGCAUUAGCCAACCUGCUGGGUGUCUCAGCACAGGGGGCUCUGGUCAGGUCUCGUUUCAUGAACAUCACACAGAUGGACGCCCCAUCUCGCUUCUUCUUUGGGUUGGAGCGGAAAAAUGGACAAAGGAAGACCAUUCACUGUUUACGGACGGGUAGCGGCUCCGAAGUCUCAGACUCGUCUGAGAUCAGGAAGUUUGCUGCCGGUUUCUACAGAAACCUCUUUAAGAGUGAGUGGUCGAAUAAUCCAGAAGUGCACAGCAACUUCCUGGCGGGUCUCCCUCAGGUCAGCGAGGCUGACAACAACAGACUGGCAGCAGAGGUGACGCUGCAGGAGCUCCAUGCAGCCACCAUGAGCCUGCAGAGCGGCAGAGCUCCAGGCAUAGACGGCCUUCCUGCUGACUUUUACAAGUCUUUCUGGUCCAUCAUAGGACCAGACCUGCUAGAGGUCGUGACAGACAGUCUGAGGACCAGCAGGCUGCCUCUGAGCUGCAGGAGGGCCGUCAUCACCCUGCUGCCCAAGAAGGGAGACCUGCAGGAGCUGAAAAACUGGAGACCAGUCUCCCUGCUGUGCACGGAUUAUAAGAUCCUGUCCAAGGCUCUGACCCUCAGACUGAGGGAGGUGAUGGCGUCCAUCAUCCACCCUGACCAGACCUACUGUGUGCCUGGCAGGCUCAUCAGUGACAACGUCACUUUAAUUCGAGACAUUUUGGAGCUCUCCAGGUCAUUGGGUAUAGAGACUGGUCUUAUUUCCAUAGAUCAGGAAAAGGCUUUUGACCGGGUUGAACACCAGUACCUGUGGCAGACUCUGGCUGCCUUUGGGUUCAACCCUGGGUUCAUAGCCAUGGUCCGGGUUCUCUACAGUGACAUUGCGAGUGUUCUGAAAAUUAACGGCGGGCUGAGUGCACCAUUCGAGAUCCAGAGAGGGGUGAGGCAGGGCUGCUCUCUCUCUGGGAUGUUAUAUUCAGUUGCCAUCGAGCCUCUGCUUCACAAUCUGAGAGAGAAACUAAGUGGUGUGAGUUUCCCCCGGUGCCCUGUGUCUUUUAAACUGUCUGUAUAUGCUGAUGAUCUUAUUGUUUUAGUAAAAACACAAAAAGACAUUGACAUUUUAACUGACACUGUUCAUAACUUUGGUUUUAUCUCCUCAGCUAAGGUGAACUGGGGGAAAAGCGAGGCUCUGAUGGCUGGAGGGGAGAUGGGGGGCCGGCUCAGGCUGCCCGGGGGCCUACAGUGGAAAAAAGGAGGACUCCGGUACCUUGGGGUCUUCCUAGGAGAUGAGACCUACAUACAGAAAAACUGGGACAAUGUCCUGGAACAGGUUAAAGGUCGGCUGGAGAAGUGGAAGUGGCUACUCCCAAAAAUGUCGUACAGAGGCCGAACCUUAAUCGCAAAUAAUCUGGUCUCAUCUUCCCUGUGGCACCGGCUGGCCUGUAUCGAUCCUGCAGCUUCUCUCCUUCCCAAGAUUCAGUCGUUUUUAGUUGAUUUUAUUUGGGACAGACUCCACUGGGUCCCACAGAGUGUCCUGUUUUUACCAAAAGAGGAAGGGGGCCAGGGCCUGGUCCACCUGGCCAGCAGGGGCGCAGCCUUCAGGCUCCAAUUUAUCCAGAGGCUGCUAACGGGGCCGAAGGACACUCUGUGGAGGCCCCUGUCCCGCUGCAUUCUGCAGGGUUUUAACAGCCUGGGUCAGGAUUUUAAUUUGUUUUUAAUGAACACACAGAACAUGAGCACAUCUUCUCUACCUGCUUUUUAUCAAAGUGUUUUUAAGGUCUGGGGACUGCUGAGGAAGGAGAGGAGGGGCCAGGUGGACUCGAUAUACUGGCUCCUGCAGGAACCGGUCCUGUGGGGGACCCGUCUGGACCUUCCCAGCUGGGCAGGACGGAGUCUACAGGAAAAACUACAGACAGCGGGGAUCGUCACUCUGGGGCAGGUGGUGGAUCUGACGGGACCCCGGAUGGACGACCCCGCUGGAUUCGCUGCCCGGCUGGGACUUAUAUCGAUGAGGGUCACCCAAAAACUCUUGGACCACUGGAGACAGAGACUCACAGGACACGACCGCCUGCUUUUAAACUCCCCUUUUACCCAGACCGGGAACAAAGAAAACCCCUUUCCUGCCAUCUUCCUGGCACCGGAUUUUAAGGACUGUUCUGGCCCGCUGUUGGAUUUUAACCACCCUGCCCCUUUGGAGGGCACAACUGGGAAAACCUUUUAUAACAUCUUGGUGAAAACAAUAAACAGGACAAAACUGGACCAAAGACCUGACACCCCAUGGAGGACCUAUCUGAGCCUGGCUCCUGAGGCCAGGCCUGAGUGGAGGGCCUUCUAUAAACCUCCACUCUCAAAGAAACACGCGGAUGUACACUGGAGAGUCCUCCAUGAGGUCAUAGCAGUGAACUCUUUUAUAUCGCACAUUAACCCGGCAGUAGAGGACACAUGUCCCUACUGCCCACAGAGAGAGACCAUUUUUCACUGUUUUUAUGAAUGUCUGCGUCUUUUACCCUUGUUUCUGUUUUUACAAACUGUUUUUACCAAGUGUGGAGAGGUUUUUAACAAGCGGGUUUUUAUUCUGGGUUUUAAAUACACACGCCAACACAAGAACAAGUGCCAGCUUUUAAACUUUGUUUUAGGGCAGGCCAAGAUGGCUGUGUAUUUUAGCCGCAGGAGGAAGGUGGAGGAUGGUUUUAUUGUUGACCCAGUCACUGUAUGUAAGAACAUGAUCAAGUCCAGACUCCUCAUCGAUUUUAAUUUCCACAAAGCAGGAGGAGAUCUGGACUCAUUUCAGCAGGUUUGGGGUUUUAAUCAGGUUUUGUGUUCAAUAGCAGGAAAUAUUUUACAGUUUGAAGAUGUGCUCAUGUAAAUUUCUAUUUAUUUAUUUAUUUUUUACUCUGUGUGUUUGAUUGUUUGAUUUGCCCUCUUUUUUGAAAAAAGAGAGCGAGAAAUAAAGUGGAUUCAAAAAUCAAAUCUCUCUCUCUCGCUCUCUCUCUCUCUCUUGAGCAGUGAGUGUGCUGAGUGAGUGUGCGGAGCGAUUGAUCGUAUGUUUGAACAUCUUUUCUUUCUUUUUUGAGGCUUUUUCAUGAGAAAAAGUCCGAAAAAGGAUGAGUCCGGCGUGUCGGGUGCGGAGCGCCCGGCGAGUGUGGCCGGGGCUUCGGGCGCGGAGCAUGAGACAGACGCCUCGGGCUCCCGUUUGAGUAAGCAGGUGCCCGAGGAUAACAGCAUGGAAGUGGGUCUGAGUGGGGAUGCACCAAAUGAAAAUAAUGUAAAAAUUGACCAACAGAAAAAAACUGUAAAUACUGUGGUGGAGGGAGGAGGAGAAACAAAAUCUGACAUUGAUAACAUGAUUGAAGUGAUAAUGGCAGACGUUUUUAAUGAACAAAACAUCAGUCUUAAAUACAGUAAAAGAAAACAACCAAAUGAGCAGAGUCAGGGGGGAGGGAAGGCCAUGAAGGUACUGGAGGACCUUUCUGAGGAAGAGGAGGAGGAGGAAGAGGCUGACUUUACUCCUUCUCAAAAAGAAAAAAUCACACAUUACAGUGUGUCAAAAAUCAAAAAGUUUUAG